CCGUCCCAGCCAGCGCCUCGUGGAGAGAAGAACAAGCCCCCCGGCGGCUGCACCCAAUCCCAGCAUCUCGUUACCUGCGUCUCAGGUCUAGACGCUGCAUGCUCACAAAAAUGCUCUGCCCAUUCUCGUCGACACACAUAUAAUAUGACGACUCUGUGCUUUUGCUGCGGCAAGACAACUACAAGUACAAGCCCCGACAUGGCCAUCGUCAAUCUCUCUACUCGCACUGCUCUAUAUCAUACUGCACAGUAUCUAUCAGGUCAGCUUCAACUGUACAAUGUUCUAGCAACCCGCCAGAUCUUCCGUCUGAUGCUAAAAAAGCACCGCAACCACUCGGCCGACGCCGGCCCGUCAUGGGUCUGCCCUGCUUUGCCUCCUCCCUGGCUCCCUGCUCUCCCAAGCCAAGGUUCGCACCAAAUCUCCAUCCCCAUCGUCAGCCUGGGCCCCCCCGUCCUUUUCUUUCUUCCCUCUUUUUUGACACAUGGGUUUCCCGGCCCCUCUCUCCACCGCCCCAAGCAAAAAAAGACGGGAAGCUUGUUCGUUUUUGGGCUUGUCAUCCUUCAAACUCGCGCAUUGAUUUGUCCAUUCGUAUCUUUUGCUGCCCGCUGCUUCGACCGGGGCUCCUCUAGCUCUCUGACUCUCUCUCUCCCGGUAUCGUACAGGCACUUCUAUCAAGAUCGCACAAAAGAAGCCGCUGUUAGUUAGUUUCGUU
Molecule: messenger RNA, 712 nt
Organism: Trichoderma harzianum CBS 226.95
Lineage: Eukaryota; Fungi; Ascomycota; Sordariomycetes; Hypocreales; Hypocreaceae
Exons: 1
Coding region: 145-705 (186 amino acids)
Source: RefSeq, a predicted model, not a curated record